This is a messenger RNA of Ochlerotatus camptorhynchus, 447 nucleotides long. RefSeq names its product mucin-7. The record is from RefSeq and is a predicted model, not a curated record. The transcript is spliced from 2 exons. Bases 1 to 447 code for a protein of 148 amino acids. NCBI's taxonomy places the organism in Eukaryota, Metazoa, Arthropoda, Insecta, Diptera, Culicidae.
AUGGAUCUAAUCAUGGUUCAGGCUCAGGCCACGAUCAAUGUAACCAUCAACACCGAUGGAUCAUUGACCUUGGUGAGCAGCAGUGGAAACACUAUUACCGUACCGUCGAACCCGAUACUGUCCACGGUUAUCGCUUACAUUCAGAACCUGCUGGCUGGUGUGACCACUACCACUGUUGCUUCAGUGACGACGACUGCUGCUGCCCCGACUACAACUAGUGCCGUAACUUCGGCCGGUCCAACGACUGCUGCUCCAGCCACAACUGCUGCUCCAGCCACAACUGCUGCUCCAACAACAACCGUAGCCGCAACCACCGCUGCUCCAACAACAACCGUAGCCGCAACCACUGCUGCUCCUCCCAAUGUUUCACAGGAGAGUCAUGAGGGAUUUGGUCCGGGAUUCGGUGGAUUCGGAUUCGGUGGCCGUAGAAUGCCCUUUUUCGGCUGA